Molecule: messenger RNA, 6037 nt
Organism: Tachysurus fulvidraco (yellow catfish)
Lineage: Eukaryota; Metazoa; Chordata; Actinopteri; Siluriformes; Bagridae
Gene: usp38
Product: ubiquitin specific peptidase 38
Exons: 14
Coding region: 252-3461 (1069 amino acids)
Biological process (GO): protein deubiquitination; ubiquitin-dependent protein catabolic process
Cellular component (GO): nucleus; cytosol
Molecular function (GO): cysteine-type endopeptidase activity; cysteine-type deubiquitinase activity
Source: RefSeq, a predicted model, not a curated record
GUGUUUAUUACCAGACGCAGGAUGAUGACGUUUAUGUCCAUCAGCUGAUUGUGAGACUGGAGUAGAAUCAGAACUGCGUUAAGAUCAAAUUCGAUUGUCAUUGAAUUAUUAAGCUCCUUGUUGGAGGUUAUUCAUGGAUUGUAUAAAAUGACUUUUGGGCUCCACAUCUGUCCCUGUACAGAUUUCCCUUUCGUAGUUGCUCCGUUCCUCUCCGUACUCCCUAUGGUGCAGUAGAGCUCCAGAGCUCCAGAAUGGAUAAAAUUCUUGAAGGUCUGGUGAGCUCAUCACACCCGAUCCCUGUGAAGCGGGCCAUAGUGAAGAUGGUGGUAGAGGCGGCUGAGAAAGAGGUGACCCAGGAGCAGUGUCAAGCCCUUUUUCAUCUCACUGCACGCCUCAUCCUGCUGGGCGAAGACGUCUUCCAGCGGCAGGUGGGUCACCAGGUGCAGGAGGCGUACGCUCGCUACCACCGGGAUGAGUUUGCCCGCUUCCUGAGUAAGGACUAUGUCCUGGACUUGCUGCGUCAGGGCUACGGCCCUCUGGACCGCCGAGAUCCGGUCAUAUUGGACUUCCUCCACGGUUGCCUGCGGCUUCUUAUCAGUUGCCCGGCUGUGCUAGACCUGGCGCCGAUGCUACAGACUGAGGUCCUGCGCAUGGUCUGUGAGCGACCUGAUCCCGUGUUCUGCAGCAAGCUCGCCAUGCUGCUCAGCGAUUUUCCCCAGUGUGUACCACGCAACAAAGCUGCCGUGCUGCUCUGCCAGCAGUUUGUGCGUACGUUUGCACAUUUCCAGUGUCCAGCAGGCGAGGAGGCAAAGCUUAGGCGCUACGUAGGGAAUGUGGGUUGUGUGGCCGCCCUGCUGCAGGGGAUCUGGAAGGCCGAGCCAGCCACCCUUCUGCCCUCACUGCAGGAAGUCUUCGCUAUUAUCUCCUCAACAGAUCCAUCCACUGAACCCUCCAUCGCUCUGGCCAGUCUGGUGCAGCACAUCCCUCUGCAGAUGAUCACAGUUCUCAUCAAGAGUCUCACCACUGACCAAAACGUUAAAGACGCCAGCAUGACACAGGCACUCAGCAGGAUGAUCGAUUGGCUUUCAUGGCCGCUGGCCCAUCACGUAGACACCUGGGUUAUUGCUCUUCUGAAGGGACUGGCUGCCGUGCAGAAGUUCACCAUCCUCAUCGACGUCACUUUGCUUAAAAUCGAACUGGUCUUUAAUCGUCUGUGGUACCCCAUAGUGAGACAGGGGGCAUUAGCAGUUCUCUCUCACAUGCUGCUGAGCUUCCAGCACUCGCCGGAGGCCUUCCAUCUGGUGGUCCCCCACAUAGUACCGCUGGUGAAGACUUUGCAGAGCGAUGGCCUCCCUAACAGCGAAGCCUUCCUGCUGCAGUUCACCGAGCUCAUCCACUGCAUGAUGUACCAGUAUUCUGGCUUCCCUGAUCUUUAUGACAGCAUCCUCAAAGUCAUUAAGGAUCUCCCUAAACCCAGUGAAGAGAAGAUCAAGUAUGUUCUGAACCAAAGUGCCUGGACCUCGCAGUCAAACUCUUUUGCCUCUGGACUGCUGAGGAUUACCUGCAAAUCGGAGACGGGGAAGACCGGACUGAUGAACUUGGGCAACACGUGUUACCUAAACAGCAUCAUUCAGGUGCUGUUCAUGGCUACAGAUUUUAGACGACGCGUGUUGUCUCUGAACCUGAACGGCUCCGAGAUGCUGAUGAAGAAACUGCAGCUGCUUUUCGCUUUCUUGGCACAUACUCAGCGAGCAGCGUACGCACCGAGGAGCUUUCUCGAUGCCUCUCGGCCGCCCUGGUUCACCGUGGGCUCCCAACAGGACUGUUCUGAGUAUCUUCGCUUUCUUUUAGACAGGCUGCACGAGGAGGAAAAGACUCUUCAUGCUCUCCAGGCAGCCAAACCUAAGAUCCGGUUCUCUGACUCUGAGGGUACGGGCGAUACACAAGCUCAGACCAACGCUCUGUCUUGUUCUCAGACUAAACUGGUGGACGCUGAGGGUGAUACACGGACUCUGGUGGAGCAGAUGUUUGGCGGACGUUUGUCCACGAGCAUCCGCUGCCUGCAGUGCCACAGUCUUUCUGAGAAAGAGGAACCGUUUACUGAUCUUUCUCUCGCUUUUUGCCCAACGGGCACGACUGGUUCCUCGACCGCACAGUCCCACCAGGGGGCAGUAAACGGCGGCAGCGAGAACCCUGAAGGCACCGCAAAGGAUGAGCGGAGCGAGGAGAGACCCAAGACGGAGGCAGUGCUCUCCCUGUCAGAUCUGCUCGAGUAUUUCCUGGCACCAGAGAUCCUGGAGAAGGAGAAUUGUUACUUCUGCGAACGCUGUGGCUCCCUGCAGCGGGCAGAAAGAGCCAUGCACGUGGUAACCGCCCCCGAGUACCUCAUCCUUACUCUUUUGCGCUUCUCGUAUGACUCGACGUGCCACGUGCGACGCAAAAUCCUGGACAACGUAGACACCCCACUGCACAUGUAUCUGCCUGUUCGACCCCACAGCACGUCCUCGUUUUCCUCUUCUUCAUCACCGCAGUCUGUGCAAAUGGACUCUCCAGACAGUGGCGAGAACUUGGCCAAGAAGCUGAAACCUUCUCAUAAAGAGAGAGAGGAGGAAGCUGAAGGUGUAACAGACAGCAGGAUAGAGAGCGGGAGAAGGGACUGGGGGUCAGGGGUGCGGUGUGUACCUUACGUUCUGUGUUCUGUAGUGAUGCAUUCUGGGAUGUCCUCAGAGAGCGGACACUACUACUCGUACAGCAGGAACACGAGCGGUACAUCAACCAAUCCCUCUUUUAAGAGUCCGGAUUCAGAUUCCGGUGUCAGCGUUUCAGAGAGCUCAAGAGCUUCACAGGAAGUACUGGAGCAUGCAGGGCAAGACUCCAAGGAAUGGUUCCUGUUCAACGACAGCAGAGUGACCUUUACCAACUUCCAGUCCGUGCAGAACAUCACGAGCCGUUUCCCCAAGGACACGGCCUACGUUCUGAUUUACAGGAAGCAGGAAGAAGGCAGGGAACAGGCUGGAGGUUCGAGAGCUACCGUGAACGGCUCGAGGCUCAACGGGGAACCACCUCUUCAUAAAGAUCUGAUGGAUGCCAUCACCAAAGACAACAAACUCUUCCUACAGCCAUGUGAACCACAGAUCAAGAUUUGCUGGAUGAAGUCGAACGUGUUCUUCACGCACUUUGGGAUGGUAGCAGCGGAGACUGAAUGUACAGAGAUAUACAGAGAUGUACAGAGAAGAGCAGUGAGGAGAGUCUUCAUUGGUGACUGUCAGAACGUCCACAGGAAGGAGCAGGAGCUUAACGCAAGGGCUCGUGCUCUCCAGGCCGCCUCGGCCUCCUGCUCGUUCCGUCCCAACGGCUCAGAUGACAACGAGCCACCGGGGAGCUUCGGGCCCUCAGGUGGAGGAGGAGGAGGAGGAGGAGGAGGAGGAGGCUUCAGCACUGUUAGCAGACUGGUCUUCUGAGAGUGGGAUGCUUUCACACUGAACAGAGCACUGGACUCAAACACUCAACACUGGACCUCCUUCUGUCUGAAUCCAACAUACAGACACUCUCAAUAACUUAAAAACACCUCACAACCUCCAUCACCUACAUAUCCUGGUUGUGUUUUUUGGUUGUUUUUUUCCAUGCAAAGUGUUUAAACAAAAUGCACAUUGGUAAAACUUUAUUAUAAAACAUCAAGGACCCUUGUAAUACAUCGCAUCAAUCCUUUUUUUUAGAGAAAUGCUGGGGACUUUUAUGAAACAUCAGCACUAGAGAUUUGAUCUUAUUUUGGGUCUUUACAUGAAAGGGAGAAGAGAGAACAACCGCAAGACGGAAUAAACUAAUUUCUUUAUCAACAGCACAGUUAUGACAGCUCUAGAAGGUUCACAUUAGGACUUAAGUGGUAGAAAUGCAAAUCUGAUCAGUUUGAUUGCAAGAAUUAAGAGUGCAUUCAUUCGUUCAAGCGCAUGGGGUUAAAAAUUAAAAUGGAAAUCGUAUCGAAAUGUCGCUUCAUAACGCAAACGCAGCUGCAAUGCCGUAGUGAUAAGCAGACCGUCACCACACACCUUUCGGUACAAAACACGACAAACGCAGUAAGUCAUAAUGAGCUAUAAUGAUAACUAAAGGUUCUUCUGUCUUCUUUCUUUUAUUUCAAAAACAAAGCAAUAUACUUCGUACUUCAAAAAUAAAAAAGUUUUUCAUGGCGUUGAAUUUUGAGACACAAAUCCUCAGCUGUUGCGUUAUUAAUUUUUUGUGCAAUGCUUACGAAUGUGUUAGGAAGGUCCCUCUAUAUACAGUGUUACCAUUUUCCUCCCUCUUUCUUCUUCCUAUCUUCAUAACAUGUUUUGCUUGCAUUAUGCAUUCAUUCAUUCAUUUUCUACCGCUUAUCCGAACUUCUCGGGUCAUGUGGAGCCUGUGCAGGCGUCAUCGGGCAUCAAGGCAGGAUACAUCCUGGACAGAGUGCCAACCCAUCGCAUGGCACACACACACACUAUGGACAACUUUCCAGAGAUGCCAAUCAACCUACCAUGCAUGUCUUUGGACCGGGGGAGGAAACCGGAGUACCCGGAGGAAACCCCCGAGGCACGGGGAGAACAUGCAAACUCCACACAAGGUGGAGGCGGGAAUCGAACCCCCAACCCUGGAGGUGUGAGGUGAACGUGCUAACCACUAAGCCACCGUGCCCGUAUAUUUUUUCUUUUCUUGUCAUUCUCCACUCAAACUCAGAACCGCCAUACUUGAACGGGCGUCCGUCUACCUGUCUGAAGGUGCCGCUGCGCACCUGUAUACAUACAGCCCGUAGACGGAUCAACUAACGUGUCGCAAUACGUUUACACAGAAGGAUGCAAUACAUUUUUUUUUCUUUGAGGAAUUCCAGCUAGACUUUAACAGAGCAAAAAUAAUAUCACUGAAUUGUACUGAGAUUAAAAAAAAUGGGUGUGUGUGAAGAGAUUAUCUUGCAUGCCGAAAUAUUUAAAUCUUCUCUUUUUUUUUCUUUUUUCUGCAGUUUUGCUGUUUUUAUCAUCGUUUUUCGCUUUCAGGGAGAAUUUUUUUUUCUCCUGAUGAUUUUAAACUGAUUUUAUGUGCCUUUUGAUACAUAUUUACUAUUUUACAGGAAAAUGUGACUGGGUUAUAAAAAAAAAAAAAAAAAAAAAAAGCCUUGUGUAGCUAUAUGGUGUUAAUAUUUGGUGGUUUUUAUUUCCUACCAGUAAAGGUUCAUCGAAGAGCAAAGGCUGAUUUUAAUAAAUGUAUAAAUAUUUCGAAUGUAUAUAACAUGUAUAGUGCUGCUUCUAAUCCGGAUCAGUAAUUUAUUAAGGACAUAAUGGCUGAAAUUUACUAAAUGAUAUUAACGGUGGUGUUUUAUGUGAACUUUUAUAAAUUAAAGGAAGUUUAAGAUGGAAGUGAAAGAAAUAACCCGAGUCUACUUUAUAGUAAUAAUAAAAAUGUAGAAAUGACCACAGUUACAAACUGCAAAUAGAGUUUCAUCCUGUGGAGAAAACUAGCAGAAUGUGUUUAUUCUUUAAAAAAUAAAAAGGAUUUAGUCUCAUGCUGUAUCUUUUUAGUUACACAUAAACUAAACGUGCGAUUAUAAUGUAACUACUGAGAAUGUUUACACUGAUUUACAAAUGGAUCCCAGCAGGACAUCUCGUAUAAAUACACAGUUUAUUAACUUUUGCCUUGUGUAAUUUUAGUAAGAUUUGAUUGCAACACUGCCUGCAUGCCAGCUGCACAGGAAGUGUCUUCCUCUUUUAAAGAAGUAGUUCCCAAUAGUUCUGUUGCAAGAAGUAUUCAUCCCUUUGAAUUUUAAUACAUGUCUAUAUAUAUUUUUUUCUCAUUUCAACCUAGAACUGAAAUGAAUGUGAUUUAUUAUUUUUUUUCCUUUUUUAACUGCUUGGAAUUUUAGUGGACAGCCUCUGGCGAGGCUCAUAGUUGUGUUGUAUUGCUUUUAUUUUUAAAUAACACAUCCUUAACAGGAUGUUCAGGAAGGUUUGGGGUUUUUUGUUUUUGUUUUUGUUUUUUAAAUAAUAAAAACCAAACUGAUUGAUACUUUUCCAAA